AUGAACCUGGCAAAUGUGCUUUCUCUUCUAGCCGCUUGUCUUUUAUCACCUGUUGCUGGCCAAGAAUACAAAGAAGCUGUGGAGCUGUCCUCGGCUAAUCAUGAUCAUGUUUUGGGUAGUGCUACGGUAGUCUUCGUUGCCUUCUGUGCUGAUUGGUGUCCAUUUUCUCGCCGACUGAAGCCAAUUUUCGAGGAAUCAGCCAAAGUAUUCCAUCAGGAGAAUCCACAAGCGUCUGCUAUCUGGGCAAUCGUUGACAGUCAGCGACAGGCCGACAUCGGAGACAAAUACUUUGUUAACAAGUAUCCAACAAUGAAAGUUUUCGUUAAUGGAGAACUGAUUUCCAAAGAAUACAGAUCUACUCGUUCUGUGGAAGCAUUGACAAACUUUGUGAAGUAUCAACUAUCCACGGCAAUCAAUGAGUUCUCAUCUCAAGAUCAAUUGAGCCAAGAAAUGGAUAAAUCGAAGAGAAAUGUGGUUGCCUGGUUGAAGAAAGAUGGUCCAGAGUUCGCUAAUCUUAAAAAAGUCGCCUCGAUCCUCCGCGAGGACUGUUCCUUCUGGGUGCCAACCGAUCACUUCGGAACUCAAACUACUGAAAAUAAGCUCUCAUUCUUCGAUCCAGACACCAACGAGGAGGCUAAAUUCACUGGAAACUUUAAUGAUUACGAUUUCGUGAAGCAAUGGGUUACUGAUAAGUGUAUUCCAUUGGUUCGUGAAGUGACAUUCGAGAAUGUAGAAGAGCUGACGGAAGAAGGAAUGCCAUUUCUUAUCUAUUUCCGUGAUCCAGAUAACAAAUCAACAGAUAAAGUGUUUGGAGAGGCUGUUGCUAGAGAACUCUACGAUCAGAGAGCCGCUAUUAACCCACUGUUGGCUGACGGACACAAAUUUGCUCACCCAUUAAAACAUUUGGGAAAAACGAAGGAAGAUUUGCCAGUUCUUGCCAUUGACUCAUUCCAACAUAUGUAUUUGUUCCCAGAUAUGACACAAAUGAAUGUGCCAGGAAAGCUCAGAGAGUUUGUCAUGGACCUUCACUCUGGCAAAUUGCACAAAGAAUUCCACGAGAAUCUCGACCAACGAAUGAUCGAACUCGCCAAGGCAAAGGCUGCUCGAGGAAUCACCGAUGAUCACGACACACAAGCUCCAUCGGCUCGUCCAAUCGAUACAACACCUCCACCGUCCGUUUUCAAAGAGCUCAAACCUUCCGAUAAACGGUACUCGAUCCUUCAGAAAUCUGAAUUGUAG
Caenorhabditis briggsae is the source of this 1239-nucleotide messenger RNA. The record is from RefSeq and is a predicted model, not a curated record. NCBI's taxonomy places the organism in Eukaryota, Metazoa, Nematoda, Chromadorea, Rhabditida, Rhabditidae. The transcript is spliced from 5 exons. Bases 1 to 1239 code for a protein of 412 amino acids.